GACUCAAGCGCACACGAAGACACACACUGAGACUGCACUCAGUCCAUUAAGACGGCAGGCUUAACAAUCGCUUGUUGCCGAACGUCCCUGCAGGCCAGACGAUUCCUGCGCAGUGAGAAAAGGAACAAUGUCAGGACCGAGGCCCGUGGUGCUGAGCGGCCCCUCCGGAGCAGGGAAGAGCACCCUGCUCAAGAGGCUGAUGAAGGAUCACGAGGGAGUGUUCGGAUUCAGCGUGUCACACACCACAAGGAACCCUCGACCAGGGGAGGAAGAUGGCAAAGGGCUGAACAAUCUCCCUAUGCUUCUGGGGGCUACUUUACUGCCCGUAGCAGACGUCUUUUCCUCCGAAACCUCAUUUUCGUGUCCAAACGAAUCAGAACCCACAGUUAAAGACUACCACUUCACAACGAGAGAGGCCAUGCAGGAGGGCAUCGACAACGGAGAGUUCAUUGAGAACGCAGAGUUUUCUGGCAACAUGUAUGGUACAAGUAAGGCUGCUGUGGAAGAUGUACGGGCUAAGAACCUGAUCUGCAUCCUUGACGUGGAUAUCCAAGGGGUGAAGCGGAUCAAAGAGACUGACCUGAACCCCAUCUACAUCUCCAUCCAGCCUCCAUCCAUGGAGAUCCUGGAAAAACGUCUGAGAGACAGGCAGACAGAGACGGAGGAGAGUUUACAGAAACGUCUCGAGGCUGCCCGCAUUGAUAUGGAGCUGAGCAAAGAGGCGGGAGUGUUUGACAUUGUUAUCGUCAAUGAUGACUUGGAGAAGGCCUACGAGGAGCUGAAAGAAAUCCUAAAUGAAGAAAUCAAGAAGGUUCAGGAGGCCAAAUGAACCAAUUACCCACUUGUUUUUCUGCUUGUGACUCUGAUCGGAAAGCCUGUUCCAGAGAACGAACACGACUGAAGAAAGAAGUCAGGAGAGACGAUUUCUUUUUCAUUUCUCCUCACGUUUCUUUGCACCUGUGUUGUUUCUAUGCAGGUAAAAAAAGGGUGGAGCCUGGGUUGAAAUGUUUUUAUUUCUAAGCGAGAAUUUGUGUUGUAGUUAGUGAAAACGAACCGGACGAUAUGAUAUGAAUACCUUAAAUCUGUUAUACCUGAAACUUUUUUCUGGCCUCUAUAAAAAAAAA
Fundulus heteroclitus (mummichog) is the source of this 1124-nucleotide messenger RNA. RefSeq names its product guanylate kinase 1b (gene guk1b). Bases 128 to 829 code for a protein of 233 amino acids. Gene Ontology annotation, biological process: purine nucleotide metabolic process. The transcript is spliced from 9 exons. Lineage: Eukaryota; Metazoa; Chordata; Actinopteri; Cyprinodontiformes; Fundulidae. Gene Ontology annotation, cellular component: cytosol. The record is from RefSeq and is a predicted model, not a curated record. Gene Ontology annotation, molecular function: GMP kinase activity.